UGGGUAUUUAAGGAGCGGGGGCUGACCCUUUCUUGGGCAGCGAAAAAAGAAGGUUCCUUUCCUUCUCUUCCCCUCUUAUUCUAUUAGUAAAGAUCUCUUCAUUCAGUUCCUCUCUUGAGUCUUUCGGAGCAUUUUUUGAGGCAGUAGAAUAAGCCAAAAACAUGGUGAAGAUCUGCUGCAUCGGAGCAGGCUAUGUCGGCGGUCCGACAAUGGCCGUGAUAGCCCUUAAGUGCCCAUCAAUCGAGGUCGUGGUUGUUGACAUCUCCACUACCCGCAUUGCAGCCUGGAACAGCGACCAGCUCCCGAUCUACGAGCCAGGCCUCGAGGAUGUGGUCAAGGAGUGCCGUGGCCGCAACCUCUUCUUCAGCGUUGACGUUGAGAAGCACGUCUCUGAGGCCGACAUCAUCUUUGUCUCUGUCAACACCCCGACCAAAACCCGUGGUCUUGGUGCCGGCAAGGCUGCUGAUCUCACCUACUGGGAGAGCGCCGCCCGCAUGAUCGCCAAUGUCUCAAAAUCCGACAAGAUUGUUGUUGAGAAAUCCACUGUCCCUGUCAAGACCGCUGAGGCGAUCGAGAAGAUCCUGACACAUAACAGCAAGGGCAUCAACUAUCAGAUCCUCUCCAACCCUGAAUUCCUUGCAGAGGGCACGGCGAUCAGUGACCUGUUCAACCCCGACCGCGUGCUAAUUGGUGGGCGUGAGACUCCAGAGGGAAGGAAGGCAGUUCAGGCACUGAAGGAAGUUUAUGCCCAUUGGGUACCUGAGGAUAGGAUCCUAACCACUAACUUGUGGUCGGCUGAGCUAUCCAAGCUUGCAGCUAACGCAUUCCUGGCUCAGCGCAUCUCGUCUGUCAAUGCGAUCUCUGCGCUUUGCGAGGCAACCGGUGCUAACGUGUCUGAGGUGGCCUACUCUGUCGGGAAGGACUCCCGUAUUGGGCCCAAGUUCUUGAACGCCAGUGUCGGGUUCGGUGGGUCGUGCUUCCAAAAGGAUAUCCUUAACCUGGUCUACAUCUGCGAGUGCAAUGGUCUUCCUGAAGUGGCUAACUAUUGGAAGCAGGUUAUAAAGAUUAACGACUACCAAAAAAGCCGGUUUGUGAACCGAGUUGUCUCCUCCAUGUUCAAUACUGUUGCGGGUAAGAAGAUUGCGGUGCUCGGCUUUGCUUUUAAGAAGGAUACUGGGGACACUAGGGAGACUCCCGCCAUUGAUGUGUGCAAGGGUUUGUUAGGUGAUAAGGCCACAAUCAGUAUAUAUGAUCCUCAAGUUACUGAAGAUCAGAUCCAACGUGAUCUCGCCAUGAACAAGUUCGAUUGGGACCAUCCAAUUCACCUCCAGCCAAUGAGCCCAACUGCGGUUAAGCAGGUUAGUGUGACUUGGGAUGCAUAUGAGGCCACUAAGGGAGCUCAUGGUGUAUGCAUUCUUACUGAGUGGGAUGAGUUCAAGAACUUGGACUACGAGAAGAUCUAUGAGAACAUGCAGAAGCCUGCUUUCCUGUUUGAUGGGCGCAACGUGGUGGAUCCGGUGAAGCUUAGGGCGAUCGGAUUCAUUGUUUACGCCAUUGGAAAGCCGCUCGACGCAUGGCUCAAGGACCUGCCUGCGGUUGCUUAAUAAUAGAGGUUGCGAUCAAGCAGAAUGGUGAUGGAAGAGCUUUUGUUGGUGUUAGAUAAAACAACAAUUCUUUAUAGCUAUUAUUUCCUCAUAGUGAUUGGUUCUUUCCGUGGUCGUGUGUCGGAUUAGGGGUUGAAACUAGUCAGUUUUAUUGUUACCGAGCAUUUUAGUAUCAUAACUGCUAUGCUCUGUUUUUCUCUUUAAGAUCUGGAUACUGAAAUUCUAUUUUGCUAGUUGUCACAUUUGUUCUUACUCCUACUUGAUUACAUCAGUUCUGUCAAAUUUAUGAUAUUUGGAAUAAAUUUUUCCUCUUCAAUUUUUUAA
Molecule: messenger RNA, 1928 nt
Organism: Ananas comosus (pineapple)
Lineage: Eukaryota; Viridiplantae; Streptophyta; Magnoliopsida; Poales; Bromeliaceae
Product: UDP-glucose 6-dehydrogenase 4
Exons: 2
Coding region: 162-1604 (480 amino acids)
Biological process (GO): glycosaminoglycan biosynthetic process
Cellular component (GO): cytosol; nucleus
Molecular function (GO): UDP-glucose 6-dehydrogenase activity; NAD binding
Source: RefSeq, a predicted model, not a curated record